CGAUAAUACUGUAGUUAAACUAGACAUUUUCAUAAAAACUCAAUCAUCUACUUGCUGUUGUUGCAAUAAUGAAACUCAAUACUUAUAUUUUAUUAUCUGCAUACUGUCUACUCGUUGUAGCAGUUGAUAAUCUAGCAAGUGGUGCUAAAAUUUUUGGAGGAGCUGGUAUUGAUUCGCAAGCUGCUGGAAUACAAGCUGGAGUAGUUUUUCCGAAAAUACCUGGCAUCAAUACUCCAUUUUUGGGUUUCAGUCUUUUUCCAUCACGAUCAAGCGUAUCAUCAAAUAACACGAAUCAAGAUUCAUUUUCAUCGUCAUUUGGACAAGGACUGUCGUCACUGCUUCCAAAUAUCAGUAGUUUGAUACCAGAAUUUGAUAUACCAGAAAAUAGUUCAUUUACGGUGCCAUCAAUUACUGGACCACCUUCACUUGGAUCUUUACCUAAUAUUCCAGGAUUAGCCGAUGCUAUUUCAGAAGCGCGUAAUCACGUACAAAUAGCUAUUAAUGCGACAAGUAAUUUUACUGAGGGAAUUGACACGGCAUUAAGACAAGCACUUGAGAGUAAUAAUCCAACUGGUGCUGUACGCACAUUAGUAAAUACUAUUUUGAAUGCUUAUCUCACGGUCGCACAAAAUUGUCCAAUGAUUGUUGUUGGUGUUCGCGUGUUACAAGAAGGUAUCAGGUUAGCUAUUGAGGUUGCUAAAUCCGCUCGCAAUAUUGUUUUCGGAUCUUCAUAAUUAUUAUUAUUAUUUAUCUUUAUAUAAUAAAAUUGUUAUGCCCAAGGUUAUGAUAAUAAAUUAUAUUCACAAUAUUUAAUCCAAUGACAUUUUAUUUUUUUUAUUACUCAUAUAUCAUAAAGAUAAAAAAAAAACAACAAAUCAAUCAUAUAAAAAGUUUAGGAUAUGAAAAUUUAACGACAGAUGCAUAAAAGAUGAGCUCACGCUAUUAGUUUUUUUGAUAAUGCAGAUCCUAAAAAAAAUUUACAACUCUUGUAAAAUCGACGUGUUGAUAUGUAUAUAUAUAAAAUUUUUAUUUUUAACAUGACACAAUAUAUAUUUGAGUUGUAAAAUAAAUUUUCAUUGAAAAUAAGUGUCGCUGUGGAGAGUUGUAAAGGGUCUGCUCCAGCUGUCGUGGAUGAUGAUGAUAAUAUUCCACAUGCGUGAUGUCUACUCGUACUCACAUUUACAUACAUAAAUUUUUUAUUUUUUUAUUUUUUUACGUUAAAGUUAAAUUCAAGUGUGUAUGUGCAUAUAUAACUACCACGUAAAAUAUUAUUUUUUAAAAAUCAACGUACAGGAUACGUGCAUAACUAAAAUUAAGUUAUAAUGAAUCCCAUAAAAUAUUAUUUGUCA
Microplitis mediator is the source of this 1349-nucleotide messenger RNA. RefSeq lists its product as uncharacterized. The transcript has 2 exons. Lineage: Eukaryota; Metazoa; Arthropoda; Insecta; Hymenoptera; Braconidae. Bases 69 to 734 code for a protein of 221 amino acids. The record is from RefSeq and is a predicted model, not a curated record.